Messenger RNA from Ziziphus jujuba (common jujube), 2372 nucleotides. RefSeq names its product probable RNA helicase SDE3. Bases 382 to 2265 code for a protein of 627 amino acids. The transcript has 3 exons. NCBI's taxonomy places the organism in Eukaryota, Viridiplantae, Streptophyta, Magnoliopsida, Rosales, Rhamnaceae. The record is from RefSeq and is a predicted model, not a curated record.
UUAAAAGUUAAGCUAGCUAUCGAUUCGUCAUUAUAUUCUCACUGCCAAGCUCUGAUACAGAGAGAAAAAAGGAAAAAAUAAAAUAAAAAUUAUAUUGUGUGAGGAAGUGCAGAAAAAGGGGUAAAUCAAUGGGAUAAACCAUUUUUUACAUCAAGCUUACCGUUUAGUCUGUUCUUGCUUAAUUUCAUUGUUUUGAUUUGCAUGCAGCUUUUAUUACCAUCUUAAUUAGUGUUGGAAUUAACACUACUUGUUAGUUGAAGCUUAUUAAUUUCUUAUAAAGUUGAGAUAUAUAUAUAUAUAUAUAUGUAUACGCACACACACAUGUGAUUGUGAUGCUAUUUAUUCAGUCUUUAAACAAAAUACAAAAAAUUUUCUUUCUCAAUGUCUUUCAUUCGUGAUUUCUUGCAAUGGCUUAUUGGUGGUGACCAAAGUUCUUCACCUAGACCACCUCAAUCAAGCACAUCCCAAACCCAAACAUGGCAGCCUAGUCCCAGAACUUCUUCUUCACCACAAACUUCAAGUACUCAUAAACCAUCUCCAUCUCCAAAUCCAUCUGCAUCUUCUUACCAAAAUCAGCUUCCAACCUAUUCAACUUAUAAACCAUCUCCUUCUUCCCAGAAGCAAAUUCCGACUACUCAUAAACCACCUCCAUCUCCUAUAUAUCCAUCUGCUUCUUCUUCCCAAAAUCAGCUUCCAUCCUUUUCAACUUAUACACCAUCUCCUUCUUCCCAGAAGCAAAUUCCAACUACUCAUAAACCACCUCCAUCCCCUAUAUAUCCAUCUGCUUCUUCUUCCCAAAAUCAGCUUCCAACAUCUUCAACUCUUAAACCAUCUACUUCUUCCCAAAAUCAGCUUCCAAAUUUUAAGCCUACCCUUCGUGAAGCUCCCAAAAAUGCAACAAAUCAGGAGGGAAAGGCAAACUAUAUAUGGGUUGAAGAUGAUGCUUCUUUGCCUCUAUACAUCAUUCCUGAGGAUAUGAAAGAUUUGAUCAAGAAAGACAUUGUUCCUCAUGUUCUGAAAAAGCCUUUGUCUCCUUUGACAUAUAAGGACUACUUUGCUGCUUUGCUUUAUGCUGAAGACUACUACUUUGAGAAAUGGAGCGAGUUCGAAAUGGAAAAUGUGACAUUGGAGUUGCAAAAAGCUGAAAUUUCUAAAAGGAAUAACCGGCAUAAUAAACAUUUGAAUGAUCAUGAUGAGAAAGAGGAAAAACUCUUUGUAGAGUUCGCGAUCGAUUCGGUUGCUGGGAACCGCCCAUUCCUUUUGUCAAGGGACUUGGUCUUUGCAAAACCUUCAGGUAGCAAUAUUGAGCCAUUUAAGGGUGUUAUCUUUCGUCUAGUGCGCAGCAGCAUUGUACUCGUGGAGUUUGGAGAUGAUUUCUAUUUGCAGCAUCAUUCAACCCGGAAAUAUGAUAUCAGCUUCUCAUUCAACAGGAUAUGUUUGAAAAGAGCACACCAAGCACUUAAUGCUGUAUCAGACAAUCUAUUCCGGAAUUUCCUAUUUCCUGAUUCUGCACCCGAGACAACAAUUCCCACUGCUCCAGCUUCAAGUUCUCACUUUCACAAGCUCAAUUCGGAUAUACCCUCCAUAGUGGGUCAGAUUCUAAGCAUUAAGGGCUCACCACCUUACCUUGUAUCUGGUCCAUUAUGUGUAGCUGAAAGAAAAGUAUUUUCACACUCGACUAAUCUAUCAAAAACUGGUUUGCUUGUUCAUGAAGCAAUAGUGCAAAUAUAUAAAUCAUCACCGGAGUGUCGAAUUCUUUUAAGUGCACCAAGUAACAGUGCUUGUGACGCGCUGAUGAGAAGCUUGAUGAAGGUGAUUCCAGAAUCCAAUAUGUUCCGAGCAAACGCUGCAUUUCGCGGGAUAGAUGAGGUGCCGGACGACAUCCUCUCCUCAUGUCUUUACAAAGAAGAGUGUUUCGCUUGUCCAUCACUUGAGAAACUUCUAAAGUUCAAGGUGAUUUUCUCCACUUUUAUGAGUAGUUACCGGUUGCAUAGUGAAGGCAUUGCUGCAGGACAUUUUAGUCACAUUUUUCUAGUGGAUGCUUCAUUUGCCAUUGAGCCGGAGGCAUUGGUGACCCUAGCUAAUUUUGCUGACAAAAAUACUGCUGUUGUUGUCACUGGUAAACCUGGAAAUUCUUCGAGUUGGGUUCGUUCCGAGAUUGGUAGGAAAAAGGGGUUGAAGAUUUCGUAUUUUGAAAGACUAUGCGAAUGCAGGCCAUACAGAACUCCCAAUCCUAAGUUCUUUGCGGAUUUAGGCUUAUCAUGAAGCUGUAGCAUUCUAUGAUUAUAUUGAAUUUAGAUUUUGCUUAUUUCUGAACAGGACAUGUAAAAUUAUACUUUUUGCUGGUUUGCCAAAGAAUACUUUCCUUUUCA